GCUGCACACAGUUUUCUGUUUCUCGUGAUGGUCAGGUUGCUUCUGCUGACUUGGGACACCAUUUUUUUUCUCCUGUUGGUAUCUUUUGGAAAGCGAUACAUCUGGAUCCCUUUUCAGACCGAUUGGUUCAUCCAAAUGCCGCACAGCCAACCAAUGUAUGCCAGAACUAUAGAAGUUCCCUUUCCUUCACAGAGGGAGGUGUCCAUUGCACUCCAGUCCUUGUCCCCUGAUCGUGAGCCAGGGACAGGGGGUACCAUAAGAACUCUGAGUGCUUCAGCUAAUGCACUAUCUGUAAAAUGGAAUGCUGUUGAGGCUCGCAGUCUUCGUGUAUCAGUAGGCUCGUUUUUAGAUCACCUGGCACUUGUAAUGGAAACUAUGGAUGCAUUUGGACAACCAGCUCUACCGUGAAACUAAUGGAACAUGCUGACAGAAAAUUUGCCCAGAUUACAUUCAUUUAAAUCUGUGCUAUUUAAAAAUAUUGUAAUGAUUAUGUAAUAAAAAUCUUAUUACUUGGA
Pangasianodon hypophthalmus (striped catfish) is the source of this 515-nucleotide messenger RNA. RefSeq names its product EKC/KEOPS complex subunit LAGE3. Gene Ontology annotation, cellular component: EKC/KEOPS complex. The record is from RefSeq and is a predicted model, not a curated record. Lineage: Eukaryota; Metazoa; Chordata; Actinopteri; Siluriformes; Pangasiidae. The transcript has 3 exons. The coding region runs from base 28 to 408 and encodes 126 amino acids.